Messenger RNA from Protopolystoma xenopodis, 303 nucleotides. Lineage: Eukaryota; Metazoa; Platyhelminthes; Monogenea; Polystomatidea; Polystomatidae. The record is from the annotation of a GenBank genome assembly.
AUGCGGGACUCAGUACGUUCCAAAAGGUCUCUUGUCCCGGUCAGGCCAUCCGUCCUGAUGUUGAUGAUGAAUUUGACUUCAUUAGACACGACCGAUCGCUCAAAUUCCUUGACUCAGCUCCAUCGCUUUUCAACUGGUCUUCUUUCAGCCAUAAGUGCUCUUAAUACUGCUUCCCAACUUCAGUCGAGAAGUUGGACUAGCUAUCUUGUUUCUUUUGUGUACUCUCAAUCUGCGGAGCCUAUUUGCGAUGAAAUUGAUCUCGAGUUGGUUGAGUCAACUUUCUUUGCUGAGGUUGGUUCUUAA